Onychostoma macrolepis is the source of this 807-nucleotide messenger RNA. RefSeq names its product natterin-3. Lineage: Eukaryota; Metazoa; Chordata; Actinopteri; Cypriniformes; Cyprinidae. The record is from RefSeq and is a predicted model, not a curated record.
AUGGACAUCGCUGAUUCUACUUGGCAGAUCUUGGAGACAUCUAGGUCUUCAAGGUUUCAUCAUUGGUUUCGUCGACUGUUUCGCUCUAAAUCUGCUAAAACCAAAGUAAAUGAUGAAAUUGUUGUCCAGGGUGCAACUGACCUCAACAGCAACUUGGAAUGGGUCAAAUCAGCAGAAGUGCCGAAGGAUGCAGUUUCUUUCAUGGAUGAACAAAAAGAAACAGUUGAAGUCCUCACCUUAAACACUGACUUUAAAAUGCAGCAUUUAAACAUUGUUGAGUAUUUAAUGUCAAGUGUGGUGACGUCAGAAAACCUAGAAGUGCUUAAACAUUUCAAAACUUCCAACAAGAACUGCAAACCGGCCAAACAUACUGUGAAACUGGAUCAAAACAUUGAUAAAAUAACUUCUUACCAAACAGGUAGUACCCAUAAAUUUGGAGCGGAUGUAGAGAUAUCAGUCAAUGUUACACUUCCAAGUAUAGCAAAUAUUGGAGGAAAACUUGGGCUUAAAUAUGACUACAGUCGCCCCCAUUCAAAUACUACGUCAGUUGAGAAAACCCUGCACUCUGUGGGUACAGAGGUGGAGGUUCCACCCAACCAUUCUUGCACCAUUGACAUUAUGAGCAAUACCUUCACGGCUGAAGUCCCGUUUACUGGCGAAAUGACUAGAAUGUACAAAAACAAUGAAAUACGCAAGACCUUCAUCAACGGCAGCUACAUCCAUCAGGAAGUAGCGGAAAUUCAAAUGCUUGUGAUUCCCUGCAAACCACUCUCUGAAUUAAGGAAAUGUCAGUCCAAGCAUAUAUAA